Molecule: messenger RNA, 6667 nt
Organism: Oncorhynchus kisutch (coho salmon)
Lineage: Eukaryota; Metazoa; Chordata; Actinopteri; Salmoniformes; Salmonidae
Product: suppressor of cytokine signaling 5
Exons: 2
Coding region: 627-2315 (562 amino acids)
Biological process (GO): phosphatidylinositol phosphate biosynthetic process; intracellular signal transduction
Cellular component (GO): phosphatidylinositol 3-kinase complex
Molecular function (GO): 1-phosphatidylinositol-3-kinase regulator activity
Source: RefSeq, a predicted model, not a curated record
CCCAGGCCCCUCUAAUAUAACCUGCUGUUUGUCUCGAGCAAAUUGACACGAAUCAACAGAGACACCCGGCGCUCACAGCAGCCUCUCCACGUUUCCAAGUAAAUGCCAACAGGCCACUACUUGAUUUUCUACUCCGCUGUCAUUGGCGAGAUGCAGUGCCUGUCAUGCUGGGCCACAGGCAUGGACUUUCCCUGCAGUAUCCACCAUCAGAAGCUCGCUCUCGUCCUGCUUCCCCCAUUGGAGUUCCAUGUUGCCAUUCUCUACCCGCCUGCAAUCAACACUGAACGCCCCUUCUUUUCUCGGCUUUGCUUAGCGACGGUAUUGGCUGUCAGGAACAGGAACGACCACCACGGCCGAAGAGAAGUGUCGUCCAAGAGACCGAACAGGGUUUCUGACUUUUAUGUAUCAUUUUAAGAGUUUUUAAUUAACAUAUACAUUGUCUUAUGUAUUAGAAAGUCCAUUCAGAAUGACAUUGAAAAGCGCCCGCGUACGUUUCUGUGUUUCGUUCGACACCGUGGAACUCAAGGGGGAUAUGUGCCUGACUUGUCUUGAUAGCCAUUUUUUGCAGACAAAGAGAACUGUUGAGUAGUGUUUAUAAAAGACAAAAGGGUCUUGGUCUCCUAUCCAUGGAGAAAGUGGGCAAGAUGUGGAGCAACCUGAGGAGCCGAUGCCAGACCCUCUUCCACACCGACAGUGCGGGACCCAGUACAGAGAACAGCGUGGUGGAGGUGGACGGUAUGCACUGUGUGGUGGACCUGGGACGGGGAGGCAAUUCAGGCGAGGCCCAGGCUUCUCGGGCCUCUAGCCUGCCCCGAAGCCUCUUGCCGCUCCCCAUGGUUACUGGGGGACGACGUCACAACUGUGUGUCGGACAUCCCCCAGAUAGUGGAGAUCACCAUAGACAGCAAAGACAGUGAGGAUGCGAGGGGGGGUCGUGGAGGAGUCCCUGUGGCCCGGAGAGACUCGUACUCACGCCAUGCACCUUGGGGGGGCAAGAAAAAACACUCAUGUUCCACUAAGACUCAGAGCUCCAUGGAUACAGACAGGUGGUCAGGGCGCGCGCGCGGGGCCGCUGGCCGGAGGGACCGUCGCUACGGGGUCAGCUCUAUCCAGGAAAUGGGGGACUCAGGGGUCGGGGGGCGCAGUCUGAGCGCCCGUUCCCUGCGCCAGCGGCUUAGCGAUACAAUGGGCCUGUGUCUCCCCCUGCCCCCCCGCCGUCGCUCGCGCUCUUCCAAGACCCCCACCAUCUCGAAGCGCAAGAUCCACCUGACAGAGCUGAUGCUGGAGACCUGUCCCUUCCCCCAGGGCUCGGACUUGGCCAACAAGUGGCACCUGAUCAAGCAGCACACGGCGCCCGUCAGCCCGCAUUCCUCCACGGCUCUGCUUGACGCCUUCGACACCGCCCACCCCUCCCCCGAGGACGAGGAGGAGCGUCUGCGCGAACGCCGCAGGCUCAGCAUUGAAGAGGGAGUGGACCCCCCACCCAACGCCCAGAUUCACACCCUGGAGGCCUUGGCGCAGGGCUCCUCUUUGUACAAACUGGGACCAAAGAUGGCCCCCGGCAUUGCAGAGGCCUCUGGGGAGGCCCGGGGCACCGCGGCCUGCUGCUCAGGAGUGGGGGUAUCGGUGCAGGUGCUCGGGGGUGCUACAGCCCAGUUGGCUGACUGUGACUCGGAGGAGGACUCAACUACCCUAUGCCUGCAGGCCCUGAGGCCCAAGCAGCGGCACGCAUCCGGGGAUGGCAAUCUGAGCCGGAACCAGCCUGGGCCAUGGAAGGUGCACACGCAGAUUGACUACAUCCAUUGCCUGGUACCGGACCUGCUGCAGAUCACUGCACUGCCCUGCUACUGGGGCGUGAUGGACCGCUACGAGGCGGAGGCGCUGCUGGAUGGACGGCCCGAGGGCACCUUCCUGCUACGAGACUCGGCCCAGGAGGACUACCUGUUCUCAGUCAGCUUUCGCCGCUACAACCGCUCGCUGCAUGCCCGCAUCGAGCAGUGGAACCACAACUUCAGCUUCGAUGCCCACGACCCCUGCGUGUUCCACUCAUCCACCGUCACAGGCCUACUGGAGCACUACAAGGACCCCAGCGCCUGCAUGUUCUUUGAGCCGCUGCUCACGGCGCCACUCCACCGGGCCUUCCCUUUCGGCUUGCAGCACCUGGCACGCGCCGCCAUCUGCCCCCGGACCACAUACGACGGCAUCGGCGGCCUGCCACUGCCCCCGGCCCUGCAGGACUUCCUCAAGGAGUAUCACUACAAACAGAAAGUGCGUGUGCGCUGGCUGGAGAGGGAGCCGCCACUCAAGAUCAAAUAGUGGCGGGGCUCUGGCGGCCUGUGCGUGCCGCCGCGGGCUUAGUCAAAACAGGAAAAACUCCCAGCCAAUCAGGAGGUAAUACUGAACAUGGCACUUUUCAGUCAGGCAGGGAGGGGUAACUGGAGGGAAGGAGUUAGGUAAAGUGAUCUAUCCAAGAUUCAUUCUAAUUUCUUUGUUUUACUUAUUACUACUUACAUCACAUGGAAUACAUAUCUAUUAUAUUCAGUAUAAUGCUGUCUGGCAAGCACAUUUUUACUAUUGAAAAGAUUCUGAAAGGGAGAGCAUAAGCCUUCAUGCUUGGUCUCCCUCUCUCCUGUUUCAUUCUGUCAAGUGUCUGCCUGAUCCCACAGCAUGAGCUGCCUGCAUGGCCCCCCUCACCCCUCCCCCCAGUCUCUAUCUAGGCCCACAUGGUUAGCUAGCUAUGUUGUACAGUUCACUCAUACUUUCUAUCCUUCCUUUUUUUUCCUGUUGCUUGAUCAAGCGACUAGAAGAAUGCCUGGCGGGCAUCGUGAGGCUUGAGGUGUGGAGUUGACAGUGGCUUUACUGGAGAGAGGGGUGGGGGGGUUUGCUGCAACUAAAACUCCUACUGCAGUUCGCUAGGGCCCGCUUGGUGGACAGUGUCGUACAGACACACACCCAGCCAUCAUCAAAUAUCAUUGAGUAGGCCUAUGUCUGAAAUAAGGUGCUGUUUAAGGGUGCUGUCCAGUAGUUCUUCGCCCCAAAGGCAAUGUGGAACGCGGCCAGGUCCAAAGGUGCUGCUACAGCGUACACCUGUAGGGGGCGAGGCAUACACAGCCGUGUGUGUGGUCACUGCGAGUCCUUGGCUUUUAGAUAUCCUCACUGUCGUUUCUCGAAGCAUAAUCGUUGUCUACCACCACCACUGUGUUGGCACAGGUGUACGGUUCUUCUAAUGGAACAAUAAUAAUGAUAUUUGUCCUGGUGGUUGUUUUCUCACACCUGUCUGCCGGUGGCUCAAACUGGCUACAGAACAGGCACUUUAACUGUGCGUGCAGUUUUUGAAGACACACACACUGGUUAUUGUCUCAGGGUCUGGUUUGUUUCUGGACCUGUGUUCUGCCUUCAUGGUGUCCCUUAUCUUUAUCUGUGGCAUCCUCCAUGCUGCUCAGGGUUCAUAUAAUUCAUGUCUGCACCCUCCACAGACCAAUGACAUUAUACAGUUAACUUGACUCCGCUUUACACAUUACAGCCACAAUCCCGCUUUAUAGUAUUAGUACCCGAAGGAGCUACGUUUGAUAUGCGCAUUGUCACUGCUGCUAGCCAUGCCCGUAAUAACCCAGCAUAUUGUGAGAGCUUGCAUCAGGAAGACGAAUACAACAAAGAGUAACCUAUGUGCCUUUCAUAGAGCCUCCUGAUCUACUUUAAACUCUUGAGCCUGGUGCAUAGAAUACUCCAGCAGCACUUCCCACUCAUGUAGCCCUUAAAUGGAGGAUGAGGAGGAGGAAAAUGAAUGAUGUGGAGCAGGGGAUGAAGAGCUCUGUUCAUUGGUGCACAUUCAAUAUUUUAUAUAUAUAUAUUUACAUUUUUCACAUUUCUAUUUCAUCGAGAAAAUAUUGUCAAUGUUAGCUAGCUAGCUAGAAGUGAAUACACUACUCCAUUGUCUAGCUGUGGAGGCUGGUGGGAGGAGCUAUAGGAGGAUGGGUUCAUUGUAAUGGCUGGAAUGGAAUUAAUGGAGUCAGACUUGGUUCCCGUAUCUUUGAGGUGUUUGAUACCGUUCCAUUUAUUCCAUUCCAGCAAUAACAAUGAGCCCGUCCUCCAAAAGCUCCUCUCAACAGCCGCCACUGCUGUCUAGAAUCAUUUAUUGGCUUCACUUCCAAAAGUCAUUGGGUUUUAUAGGUGGCUGGAUAGGUUGGGCAAGGCAGCGUCAGGUCCUGGAGGGCUUCUACACUGGACAUGUUUUAGAACGGCACACCUAUAGCGACAAAAAAAAGAUAAGAAAUGAGGAGUACCUGUAUAUGGAAAUACUAUCUGCAAAUGUAUACAAAUUUAAUUCUUACAAAUUAUCGGUGUGAUAUCAGUGAUUUUUAUCCUGGUUGGAUAGGUAACUUGAAUCCAGUCUCUCUGAAUGGCAGGGAAUAUGUUUAUUUUAACUACCCAACACGCGUUGUGUGUGUGUGUGUGUGUGUGUGUGUGUGUGUGUGUGUUACCAGAGGGGGAGGAUCAUGAAUGAAAAUGCAAUGAAUGCAUAUUAUUAGCUUAUUCAUGACCAUUUCUGAGUGUCUGUGACCAAAGCUCUGUUAUUCAACGGUGUUGCACACAAGCUGCAUUGUUUUUAGUAGUAUUGCUCGCCACUAUGUCUCUAGGGCUCUUUAAAAUUACCAUUUUAUUUCAACUGAACAAACAUUUUAAGCCUACAGGGCAGGCGAUGUUGCCAGGUAGAAACAGAGACGAGCCCCCAUCACCUUACACCUCUGUCUUGCAACUGCUCUGGCCUCUGCCAAGCCCUUUUGUGCUACAUUCACAGUGUACUAAUGAAAGGUAAUGUGAUGUGUAGGUAUGUGUUAUGGUUUGGAGGCAGAAGUGCAGGAAAGGGUGUCAUUGUCAAUGGUAUAAUUGAGGCAUGUGUGUGAUAGUUAAAUCAACUAGAUGCUCUUUUUCAUAUCCAACCCUCCCUCCCUCCCUCUCUCUUCUGUGGCCUAAACCCAAUCAGACAGAACUUACUUUGUUUUCAGAAAGCUUGGAGAUUGCAUGUGAAAAUCACCCAUUUGUAUGCUCUAUGAAGGGCUGUGGAGGACUGUUUGAAGGGGGAAAAAAUAGGUUGACAUAUAAGUCACUUGCAUGUGCACUUGUAUGUUCUAUAUCCACAUCCAUGUCUGUCUAUCACCCUGACAUCUUGUAUGGGAUAGCUGUUAAACAUUCACUCUCCUGCGCACACACACAGGCUCUUACCCACGCGCGCGCACACACCUACUCUUUGCCACCUGUCUAUCAUGCUACGGCGAUGGCCUACUGGCACUAAUCACUGGCUAAAUGUACCUCGCCGGGAUCUACAUUUACUGUGCUGUGCGCAUAAAGGGCCACUGUGUUUCCUAAUGGGUGCCCCUCUCUUUCUCUGACCACAUCCUCAACAUGACCCUGCUGAUGCUGCUGGGAUAUGUGGAGGGGACUUAGGGGCUCUUGUUUAUGCUGGUGGCUGCUUUCCCCUCCACGUUCUGCGGCCGCCCCAGCCCUGUUUGGGAGCUAGGCUAAAGUUAGCAUUAAAAGAGAGUAGCGCCUUAGUCACACAAUGUACCAUUGAAGGCCCGGUUUCCUGCUGUGGGAAUGGGGGGCGAGGGGGGGUCUAGGGAUUUGUUGAAGUUAUGGCACUUUAAUUGUCUGUGCGCGUGUUUGUGUUUUAUUUGUUCAAGGUGGAGAUGUGGGUGUGAGUGGAGUAUUUCAUUUGUGUUCAUACAUCACAAGCAAUGUUGGAGGACAGAUUUAUGUUCUGUGGAGUUGCAGACUUGUGUGUGUGUGUGUGUGUGGACCACAUAGAGGGGGUCUGGUGGAGGGGAUGUGGAGUCUGCUGUGAGGGGUACCCCCCCUAUGAACAAUGCCUCUUGUCCACCUAUUCUCAGGCAGGCCCAAUGUUAGGCUAGUUCCAGGAUCUCUUCUCAACUUACUUGUUAUAAAUCUGAGACAGGCAGGUCAUAUCACCAGCCAACCCUGUUUGACCACAUCACGACCCCUGGCCUGGAUCAAGGUUUCAGCUCUUAGAGGAAAAAUACAAGUUUUAUUCUCAUCUUUCCCCUAUUUUUUUUGGAAAGCUGGGUAAAAAUGCUAUAUGCAAACGAGGGGGAAAAAAUGAAAAGAUGUAUGACUAAAGAAUUAUUAUUUUUCGUUAUUCUUCUCCCUUAUAUGCAAUGGAGUGUACUGUAACAAUGGUCGCAAUCCUCUUGUCACUUUAAUGCUGUAUGUGCACAUCGGUUGCUAUGUGGGUGCCGUGGCAACAGGACUUGACAAUGAUGGGGACUAAUGGUUGUCAUUCUACAGCACCAUUGUGUUCCCAGACUGCCUUAUUCAUUCUGACCAAUCACGAGCCCUUUCAUAUCUGGGGCCGCAGGCACUGCCACAGACUUUAAAAAAAAACUCUGGUCAGACGAAUAUCGCCGUUCCAUUAUUAUAAUGUUUUUGUUUUUUUACUGUUGUCAGGAAGGAUUUGGAGAGUGCAAAUGUUCACAUUUCAGUGUCUUUGUUGUUCUGUGUAUCUGCUUCACCAUUCAGACAGUUGUUUCUUUCCAUUAUAACCUGUUCAUUUUAAAGAGCCGUAUGAUGCGACACUUGUAGCUGUCACUCUUGGUGCUUGGCUUAUGCUUCAUUGUCUUAAUAUUCCAAAUAAAACUGUUAAGCGUAAUCUA